AACUCCUCCCAUAUCUCUUCCUAUACCUUGCACAAUGAUUGGGAUGCCGAUAAGAAGAGGGGGGGUGGGCAAUCAUCAAAUCAUCUAAUACGGUGCAAGGCUUCAUCUGGGCUGAGUCCUAAGUUGCUCUUCCAGAAAGUUGAAACUGCAUAUUUUGACAUGGGGGAAGUUCAAGAGCUGCAACUCCAAAUCCGAGUUGGGGAAGCCAAUAAGCCAAACCCACCAGACCAGCAAGUAAACAUCACCCCCCAAUCAACAGUCCCCAAAUUAAGAAACCUCAACUGGUGGCUAAGAAUCGGCAUUUAUACAGUAUGUGUCAUUGUCGGCCAAUCGGCCGCUACACUGUUGGGGGGAUUAUACUACGACAAAGGUGGGAACAGCAAGUGGAUGGCCACAUUUGUGCAAAUUGCAGGCUUUCCUAUCCUCCUCCCCUUAUUCUUCAUCUCAACAAUCAAAAAUCCAACAACAAAUGGAAGUUCAGUCACAAACCAAUCUUCCCCCUCAGUAAUUACAUUAAUCUAUGUCAUGCUUGGCCUACUUGUAGCAGCAGACUGUAUGCUCUUUUCAGUUGGACUCCAAUGCCUUCCCGUCUCUACAUUUUCACUCAUCUGUGCAACUCAAUUGGCCUUCAAUGCUUUCUUCUCCUACUUUCUGAACUCUCAGAAAUUCACUCCCUUCAUAGUUAAUUCUCUAGUCCUCCUCACCAUGUCCUCUGCCCUCCUUGUAUCACAAACAGACUCCAAAAAUAAAAGUGAAACUGGGAAAAGAAAAUACAUACUUGGAUUCUUAUGCACGGUCGGUGGAUCUGCUGGGUAUGCAUUAGUGCUAACGCUGACACAGUUUUCCUUCCAGAAAGUUAUCAAAAGAGAAGACUUCAGGGCAAUUCUCCAUAUGACAGUUCACCCAUCGCUAGUCGCAACUUGUGCUAUUGUGUUGGGACUUUUUGCUAGUGGAGAGUGGAAACACUUGAACAAAGAGAGGAAGGAUUUUGAACUAGGGGAACUAUCCUAUGUGAUGACUCUGGCAUGGAUAGCUGUGGGUUGGCAAGUUUAUUCCAUUGGAGCAACUUGCUUGAUUGUUGAGGUUUCUUCUCUUUUUUGCAAUGCCAUAAGUACUUUUGCUUUUCCCAUAGUUCCAAUCUUUGCCGCCAUUAUUUUUCAUGAGAAUCUGAAUGGAGUGAAAAUUGUUUCCAUGUUGUUGGCCAUUUGGGGGUUUGUUUCGUAUAACUACCAGCAUUACCUUGACAGCCUGAAGUUGAAGUCAGAAAGUGAAAAUGUGAAUCAAGUUUCCCAAGCCUCCUGAGCAAUAUUACAAAGAGGUUUGCAGAAUUAAAUGGGCUUUUGUAGUCGUGUGGUUACUUCCAUUUUGUACCCAAAAAAGAAAGAAAAACACACCACACAAGCUCGUGAGUGUUGACAUUAUCAUUGUUCAUGUUGCCUUUGUAGUUCUAAUAUUAGAUUGAAAUUUUCUCUAA
Malania oleifera is the source of this 1474-nucleotide messenger RNA. Its product is annotated as probable purine permease 10. Gene Ontology annotation, molecular function: purine nucleoside transmembrane transporter activity. Gene Ontology annotation, cellular component: membrane. Lineage: Eukaryota; Viridiplantae; Streptophyta; Magnoliopsida; Santalales; Ximeniaceae. The record is from RefSeq and is a predicted model, not a curated record. The transcript has 2 exons. The coding region runs from base 160 to 1302 and encodes 380 amino acids.